Messenger RNA from Lethenteron reissneri (Far Eastern brook lamprey), 7956 nucleotides. RefSeq names its product breakpoint cluster region protein-like. Gene Ontology annotation, biological process: intracellular signal transduction; positive regulation of GTPase activity. Gene Ontology annotation, molecular function: GTPase activator activity; guanyl-nucleotide exchange factor activity. The record is from RefSeq and is a predicted model, not a curated record. NCBI's taxonomy places the organism in Eukaryota, Metazoa, Chordata, Hyperoartia, Petromyzontiformes, Petromyzontidae. Gene Ontology annotation, cellular component: membrane.
AUCUACCUGCAGACGCUGCUCGCCAAGGAGAAGAAAGGCUACGACCGCCAGCGCUGGGGCUUUCGCAAGUCCGCGCAGGGCGGCGUUGCCGGCGGCGGCGUCGUCGUGCCGGGCCCCGCGGGGGACGAGGCCGGCCCGGACGACGAUGGCGAUGACCCGGCCGGAGAAGGUCGCGGCCGCCGCAGCCGCCGCCGCGGCCGCCCUGGGAGGCGAGAUGCCCGGCGGCGGCGGCGGCGUCGGCGGCGCGGACGGAGAGAGGCCCUUCCCCGAGAGCCCGUCCCACCUGCGCCGCCACGCCGCCGACCCCGACGAGGGCUUCGAGGACACCAUCGCCUCGUCCCGACACCGCCGCGCCAAGGCGCCGGAUAAGAGCCCCUUGCCGCCCGGUCUGGUCAUCGCCCCGGGCAAGGGCGCCAAGGGCGGCGAGCCGGGAUCCCCUGCGGCCGCGGGCAGCCCCUGCAAGUCCCCGCGUGUGCCCGGGCCCCCCGCCGAGCCGCGCGCGAGGCGUCACAGCUCGCAGACGAGCGAGGAGGCGGCGCUGUGCGGCGGAGGGUCGCGGGGCAGCCCCGGAGCCGAGAAGUCCUCCUCGCCUCUCCAGCAGCAGCAGCUGCUGCCCCCCUCGUACGCCAACGUGGAGUUUCACGCCGAGCGGGGCUUGGUCCGCCUCAACGAGCGCGAAGUGUCCGACCACAUCAGCUCGCUGGGCAGCGAGGCCAUGCGCAUGGAGAGACGCAGGGGUGGCUGCGGCACGGCCUCGCGGGAGCCGUGCGUCUCCCCGGGCAGGGACCCCCCCCAGCUGCGCGGCCCCAGCGGCCCGGGCGUCUCGGCGUCGUCCUCCUCCGGCCGGCACCACCACCACCAUCACCACCAGGCCGCCUCCCACGUGGGCUACGAGGCCGACUACGAGGACGCGGAGCCUCCGGGCCGCUUCUUCGCCGCGUCGCCCAAGCAGCACCCCAAGCGCGAGCGGCCCCCGUGGCACGUGGCCGAGGAGGCCGCGGGCGUCCCCGAGAGCGCCGCUCUCACGGACGGGGACUCCACCUACGGGACCGGCUCCAGGGAGCAGCUCUACCCGAGCAGCUGCCGGCGCCUGCCCGGGACCGCGGGGCCCGGGCUGGGGGGGCCCCCGGGCGCGGGGUUCGUGGCGUGCAAGGAGGAGCGGCUGAGCUGGCCCAAGCAGCAGCAGCAGCGUGCGCACUCGCCCAGCAGCCUCGAGGACGCCGGGGGUGGAUACACGCCCGACUGCAGCUCCAACGACAACCUGACCUCCAGCGAGGACGAGCUAUCCUCCCCGGGGGGCCGCUCGGGUCGCGGCGGCGGCGGUGGUGGAGGAGGUGGAGUUGGUGGUGGCGGUGGCGCUGGAGGCGGAGUUGCCAUGGGGCUUGCGGGCACGGGGGCCUCCGCGAGUCCCGCGGCUGGCUCCAGCUCGUACCGUCUGUUCCGCGAGCGCGAGAACCGCUCCCCGAGCCAGAACUCGCAGCACUCCCUGGACAGCAGCAGCCCGCCGACCCCGCACGGCCACGGCACCCCGGCAGGGCUCGGCGGCAGCGGCGGGGGAGGCGGCGGAGGCGGCGGAGGCGGCGGGGGAGGAGGUCGCAGGGCGGUGCGGGGGAAGCCCAGCGGGGGGCCCGGAGCCAAAGCCGUGACCCCUCCCGGAGGGGGGCCCGACUCCCCGCAGCGCUCCCCCGCCGGCCUGGGCCCCAAGCGAGGGCCCCCCGCCAGGAGCCGCUACGGAGCGCCAGACGAUGUGUUCGACGCCUAUCCAGGCGAGUCCCUGUUCGGUGUGCCGCCCCCAGGCUACGUGUACGACGCGGAGCGGGGCGACGACGGGAGGCCGCCCCCCGAGGGGAUGCCCUACAUCGACGACUCCCCCUCCUCGUCCCCACACGCCGCCGCGCGCAUCCGGGGCGCCCGUGACGCCGCCGCCGCGGCCGCCGCCAGCGCCGCCGCCAGUGCCGCCGCGCUCGACGCCGGCAAGAUGGGUGAGGGCGAGCUGGAGAAGGGGAUGGAGAUGAGGAAGUGGGUUCUCUCCGGGAUCCUGGCGAGCGAGGAGACCUACCUGUCUCACCUGGAGGCCCUGCUGCUGCCGAUGCGGCCGCUGAAGGCGGCGGCGACGACGUCCCAGCCGGUGCUCACGACGCAGCAGAUCGACACGAUCUUCUUCCGCGUGGCGGAGCUCUACCAGGUGCACCGCGAGUUCUACCAAGCGCUGCUGCCACGCGUGCAGCAGUGGAGCCAUGCGCAGCGCGUCGGGGACCUCUUCCAGAAGCUCGCCAGCCAGCUGGGCGUGUACCGCGCCUUCAUCGACAACUACAAGGCCGCCGUGGAGACCGCCGAGAGAUGCUGCCAGGCCAACGCGCAGUUCGCCGAGAUCUCCGAGAAUCUCAGGGUCCGAAGCUCCAAAGAAUCCAAGGACCACGCGAGCAAACACACGCUGGAAGCGCUACUCUACAAGCCGGUGGACAAGGUCACGCGCAGCACGCUAGUCCUGCAUGACCUGCUGAAGCACACCCCGGUGACGCACCCCGACUACCCGCUGCUCCAGGACGCUUUGCGCAUCUCCCAGAGCUUCCUCUCCAGCAUCAACGAAGAGAUCACGCCCCGGCGGCAGUCGGUCACCGUCAAGAAGGGCGAGAGCCGGCAGCUGGUGAAGGACGGCUUCCUGGUGGAGCUGUCGGAGGGCACGCGGAAGCUGCGCCACGUCUUCCUCUUCACCGACCUGCUGCUUUGCGCCAAGCUCAAGAAGCAGGCGGCCGGGAAAGCCCAGCAGUACGACUGCAAGUGGUACAUCCCGCUGGCCGACCUCAGCUUCCAGCCGCCCGACGAGUCAUGUGACGCCGGCCAGCCAAUCCCGGUGGUGCCCGACGAGGAGAUCGAAGCCAUGAAAAUAAAGAUCUCUCAGAUCAAGAACGACAUCCAGCGAGAAAAGGGCAACAAGGGGGUGAAGGCGGUGGAGCGGCUGAGGAAGAAGCUGUCGGAGCAGGAGUCGAUGCUGCUACUGCUGUCGCCCAGCAUGCCUCUCCGCACGCACAACCGCAACGGCAAGAGCUACACGUUCCUCAUCACCUCGGACUACGAGCGCGCGGAGUGGAGGGAGGCGACGCGGGAGCAGCAGAAGAAGUGCUUCAAGAGCUUCUCCCUGAGCUCCGUGGAGCUGCAGAUGCUGACCAACUCAUGUGUGAAGCUGCAGACGGUGCACAACAUCCCGCUCACCAUCAACAAGGAGGACGACGAAUCCUCCGGCCUCUACGGAUUCCUCAACGUGAUCGUCCACUCCGCGAUGGGAUUCAAGCAGAUAGCGAGUGAGGAAUCUUACUGCACCCUGGAGGUCGAUUCCUUCGGCUACUUUGUGAACAAAGCCAAGACGCGUGUGUACCGCGACACCAUGGAGCCCAACUGGAACGAGGAGUUUGAGAUUGAGCUCGAGGGCUCGCAGACGCUGCGCAUUCUCUGCUACGACAAGUGCUACGACAAGAGCAAGCUGGCCAAGGACGACGCCGAGAUCGUCGACAAGAUCAUGGGCAAGGGGCAGGUGCAGCUGGACCCGGGGGCUCUGCAGGACAAGGACUGGCAGCGGACGGUCAUUCCCAUGAACGGGAUCGAGGUGAAGCUCUCGGUGAAGUUCACGAGCCGCGAGUUCAGCCUCAAGCGCAUGCCGUCGCGCAAGCAGACGGGCGUCUACGGCGUCAAGAUCGCCAUGGUCACCAAACGCGAGCGCUCCAAGGUGCCGUACGUGGUGCGCCAGUGCGUGGAGGAGGUGGAGAAGCGCGGCCUGGAGGAGGUCGGCAUCUACCGCGUGUCCGGCGUCGCCACCGACAUCCAGGCGCUCAAGGCGGCCUUCGACAUGAAUGACAAGGACGUGUCGGUGAUGAUGAGCGACAUGGACGUGAACGCCAUCGCGGGGACGCUGAAGCUCUACUUCCGCGAGCUCCCCGAGCCGCUCUUCACCGACGAGCUCUACCCCAACUUCGUCGAGGCCAUCGCCCUGUCGGACCCCGUGGCCAAGGAGAACUGCAUGCUCAACCUGCUGCAGAGUCUCCCCGAGCCCAACCUCAACACCUUCCUGUUCCUGCUCGACCACAUGAAGCGCGUGGCCGACCAGGAGCCCAUCAACAAGAUGUCGCUGCACAACCUGGCGACGGUGUUCGGGCCCACGCUGCUCCGGCCGUCCGAGAAGGACAGCAAGCUGACCCCCAACCCCAGCGUGCCCAUCACCAUGACGGACAGCUGGUCGCUCGAGGUCAUGUCGCAGGUGCAGGUGCUGCUCUACUUCAUGCAACUGGAGUCGAUCCCCAAGCCCGACAGCAAGCGGCAGAGCCUGCUCUUCUCCACCGAGGUCUGACGGCGACGUCUCCCGGAGUCUUCAAUCCACCCGCCGACCCGACCGACCGUCCAGCGUGGCCCCGCUCGGACACGGAGGACGCCCCCCCCCCCCCCCCCCGCCCACCCCAGCCCCCGUGGGCCACACGGGAGGCCGAGCGGAUUUGUCGGCGAGGGCGCGCCGGGGUUCUGGGCGGCGCCGACCCCUCCUCCGUGCGGCGUCCUCGCCGAUCUCGGCCUCGGCCUGCACUCGGAGUUUGUUCUGAACCAAACGACGGCGUUGCUUUUCUUGAAGUUCAAAUAGCGAACCGCGAUUCCACCCAUGCUGGACGAACGACCGUGACCGAGGGAGCGGUCCUGCCCGACCGUAGCGCGCACGCCAGCGUCGAUCUUGCCUUUCGUCCAAAGUCCUUAUCGGGGAUCGAACCACGGUCCACCACCGGCGGGUGUGGGGACCUCCCCGUGAGCUCCUGGGUCUCCUCCUCCUCCUCGUGCAGGAGCUGGGCCCCACGAACAGUGACGCUCAUCUCAGCGGCAAGAGCGUGACCCAGGCGGCUUCUGACGACAACAACAACAACAAUUCCCGUUACCUUAACAACAACAAAAAACCUGAUCCUUAUAUUUACAUUUUGUUCCUAUCUGUGUUUUGUGUAUGUUCAAUGAUGGCGUCCUUUAUUUGUUUUAAAGGAUUUGAUCCCAACACAGCAAAAGAUGUGUUGGGGUUGUGGAAUGACCCCUGGGGAAGGUCAUGCCCCUGAUUGGAGGGGUCACGACCCCAAAAGGGGUCGCAACCGUGCGGGAAGGUGUCAUGCCCCCUUAGGGAGGGGUCAUGACCCCGAGGGGAGGGGUCAUGACCCCAAAGGGACGGUUCACGACCCCGGGGGGAAGGGGUCAUGACCUCUCCACGUGACCCGAGGAGUCGUGCCCAUCCGUGCGCCCUCCCUCGCGCCGCCUGUAAGAUCUGCCGCUCCGUCUCUCCGGGCCGUGUCCCCCCGGAGAGCAUGUCCACUUCAAGUCCGCCCUCUGCCGCAGCGGCGCCGAGCGGACGGACCAGUGCCUGUGGCAGAAAUGUUUCUCUCGUGGUUCUCAUUCUUACGUCUUUAGUCCCUGGUCUUGACGAGCCAGCGUGUGGCAAGUUCCCGGCGGGUCCCGAUGGGGACCCCGAGAGGUCCCGUGUCAAUGUGGGGUAAUAUAUAUGAUAUAUAUGCAUCGCUCAUUGCGUUUGGAGGGGAGCCACAGAGGCACGCCCCCCCCCCCCCCCGUUAGGGACGUCUGUGGCAGGAAUGUAUGACCCCCCCACCCACCUCUGUGCCCCCUGUCUCCGACCCCCCCUGCCCCCCUCCUCCACGUCCCGUACGUUCCACAAAGCAGGACAUACUUUUUUGUGAGCAUGCAAGCCUUGAAUGAACACGAGGUUCGAAGUCUUAACCAAUUGCCAGAGCGACCCGGUGACUUAUAAUUUUGUAGCGAGCCUGUGAUGGUCGUGGGUGCGUGCGGUGAGCGGCUUCUCGUUGUCCCACAUGUGUCCCACACGUGUCCCACACGUGUCCCACACGUGUCCCACGCGUGUCCCACGCGUGCCCCCAGCUUGCCCCCACGUGUGUCCCACGCGUGUCUCACACGCUGGGGACACGGUGUGUGACAGCAGGGCCCACGCCGGCCGCGCUGCUGCCCCACUCGUCCUACACCUGCCCUGGCGUGUCUCCCACCUGUCUCCACGCGUCCCAGCUUCGUCUCCGCUCGCACUGCACCCGACUGCACACGUUCAGUCACUUGUUCCAGUCUUCUCCCUGCGUGUCCCACGCUGGUGUCUGCACCGCGUCCCCUCCCGCGUGACCCCCCCCCCCCCCCGUGUCUGGGACACACGAUGUCCGCUCCCCCCACGUGGACGCUCGUGUAGGAGCUGUGGGGCCGACGAGAGCCGGUGAAGUUGCGUGUGUGUGUGUAAAUGACUAUAACAUUAUUAACGAUAGUGAUGCUCAUCCAGCGAUGCUCAUCCAGCGAUGCAGAACAACUAUUAUGACGAUGACACCAGGAAGGCCGUUCUCCUCUUCACCAAGGGGGGGGGGGGUCCCCCCGUUGACCGUGUUGAGCUCCUUCACGUUAAGUUAUUCCGCAGCCGAGAGCGCUCCGGGUUCCGUGAGUUGACCCGCGGGUUCGGAGCGCGCCGUCCUCCCGGGACAAUGUGUGUUGAGUUCCUGUCGACCCGGGGCGAGUGCGAUAGUCUGUGUCCUGUGUCGCAUGCCAGGGUUCCUCCAAACUCCAGCCCUGGUGAGCCCCCCCCCCGGCCCCUCGCCACCAUCAAGCCUCUCCCUGGUUCCCAUGGUCUACUCCGCUCUGAUGCAAAAGUCGGCACACGCCACACGCGCCUGAUGAUUGCGCAACGUGCACCUCGGACGAGCACAGUUGAUCACAUACGGUGCGAAAAAGGUUCAACGUACGUACAAUUGGAUUAUGCGUCAUGUGCAAACCACGAAAGACACAUGAACACACACGCGCACACAUGAACACACGCGAACACGUGCGCGGUUUGUACAAUUGAACGACGCGCUCAGUGGGGUGUGUUCACAAUUAUCAGGCAUGUGCAACGUGUCGCACCUUGAGUCGAAACUCAGCGGGGACGAUUGGUAAACACGGAGAGCCGGGCCGUGGUGGGCCGCGAGGACUGGAGUCUUGGGAACCCGGUCGCGUGCAGUGUCGGUGGCUCCAGGUUGGGGAGGCUACGCAAAAUCCACCCCAUGUCUUCCAGUCUCGCGUGAUAAACCACUCACGUGCAGGUGGAUUCGUUGAGCAAACGGAACGCGCUGACCGUGCCGUCAACGCACAUAGAGACCCUCGGAGUCGCAUAGAGGCCCAUAAGACUCAAACCCAUAAAUACAUUUGCAGAGAGACACCGUGGCCUCACGUAGAGACCCAGCACUGGUGCAUUAUCAUCGCCAUCGUCACCAGUUAUCACCGCUCCCUGCUAAUUAUCAUUUGGUCGCAUAGACUCCGAAAGACCCAUUGACUCUCUUAGAGACCCAUCAACUCGGAGAGAGAGACCCAUAGACUCGCAUCGAGAGCCAGCACUGGUGCAUGCCUCGUCAUCAACCGCGUCAUCAACCGCGCCACACGCCGCAUCUCUGUGCUUCGACCAUCGGUGACUCCACCCCCGCACGUGGCUCGACCGCGAGACUGGAACCCCCCCCCCCCCCCGGGCCUGGGGCCACGCGACGCCACGGGUCGUGAGGCCGGGCCCGGGCUGCCCUCGGGCCGGCGCCGGUGGUGUAGACUGACAUGCAGGCAUGUUUCUUUCGUGCGUUACUUCGAUUUUAGUUUGUUUUGUUUUGUGUCGCUGACAGAGCGAGCCAUCCCAAGGUGGCCUCCUCCGCAUUGGUUCUUAUUUAACCCUUGACCCCGACUCUUAACCCUCUAACCCCUCCGGUGCUGUGCGUCGAGUGUUGUUUUAAUUUAUGUUCGGGUCACUUUCGUUACAAGCGUUCCGUUCCGAACCGGUUCCCCCGUUGAGUUCCGUUCCGCGCACGGGGGGCUCGGCUCAGUCGGUGACGCGCCGCAUCGAGAAGACGUCGCUGAGAGGUCACGUGAAGGAAUCAAGCAAAGCAUAAAUAAAUAAAUCGCAUUACUCAUUUAACCUCG